AAUGUUGGUCUUUGGUGCAUAUUGCAUAACUGGGAUGCUGUUUUGACCAAUCAGGACCAGAUCUAUCCAUUUCAAACUAACCACAAUCAUGCAUAUUUGUCCUGUAUAUCUUUUGACAGUCCCCUUUUCAUGGAUGUAGGCCCUUGCCUCUUCAAUCUGAGAAUCAAUGGCAGUGAAGGAAGUGCAGAGGUGUGCUGGCAGUGAUGCCUGUCCGGGCCUGUUUGUGGCUGUGAGUGAGGGAAUGUGUUUUUCUUUUAAUUAUAUUGUGGGAGCUGUUGAGCUCUGUCUGACAGAAGCCCUGAUAGCUGUUUCUCACUAAGCCCGAUAACAAGGCCCUGUUGGGCCGGGACUAAAGCCACGGCACUGAUGAACAAAAGACAGGAGCUUUAGUCAGGGGUCCGCAAACUGCUGACUCUCAGCGCCAGCUAAUGCAGCAUUCUGUCCUGUCUCCCUGUUGUCGGCCUCUGUCCACAUCCUUCUCUUUUUUUUUUUUUCUCCACUGCAUUCUCGUUCACUUUUGACACCAACAUGCCCCCCAACAAAGAAACCCGAAAUCACACUCUCUGUGUCUACCUCCGACCCCCUCCUGUAUCGGUUUGCCCUCUCUUCCCGAGUCAGUGACCGUCUCCGCUUCAUGCUCGCUGGAAGUGAUCUGCUCACAGCACCCGGCCCGAGGUCUGACCCGUAUCAGUGGUGCGUGGGAUGCGUGAGCGUGUAUCUUGUCUUCUGCCAUGUGUGAGUGUCUGCGAGGGAUCUUCCGUGUCACCUGGACACCCUCUUCAGAUGCAGACUCUGACCGAGAGGACAGUCAUGGGAGUCCAGAAGCCAGAGAUUUACCUGUAAACAACAAAAAACGCUCUCCGCCCUCAGACAGGCCUCCCUUUGGCGCUCAUCUAAGUACACACCACAGCAUCUCUGCUGAUGAACAGGACAGCCCAGAGCGAAUUGUUCAGAAGGAAAAACUCCAUGCAGAACUAAAACAAGUUUUGAGUCAAAAGAGAAGCCAGCUUAGAGACACCCAAUCCACCCUCACAGACAUGGAGGAACCCCCCAAGACAGACAAUAAGAAUGAGGUGGAGAAGGACAACCAGUUGUCAGAGCUUGUGGAAGUGGUUGUUGAAACAGAGGCUGAGGUUGGAGCUAGUGGGUACAGUGUUGUGGGUGGAGGGGAGCAAGGCAUCUUCAUCAAAGAGGUCUUGAAAGACUCCCCCGCUGCAAAGCACCUCAGUCUACAGAAAGGAGAUCAACUGCUAAGUGCCAGGGUGUAUUUUGAUAACGUCAAAUAUGAGGACGCAUUAAAAAUUCUUCAGUGUGCAGAACCCUACAAAGUGUCCUUCUUUUUGAAGAGGACUGUGCCAGGAAGUGAAGUCAGCAUACAUCCAGGUGCACAAAAUCUUGAGCUCAGAGGACCUAAGGCCAAGAUGCAAAAAAUGAGCGUCAAAAGUGUGAAACCAUUCAAAACCAAGAAAAGGAGAGGAGGAAGAUUUGGGUUGAAAAGACUGAAAGAGAACAAAAAAGCUAGAGCAUGGGCAGAGCUGGAUGUUGAGGGAUCACCUGGUAGAUCAGACCUCAGUCCUGUAGAUGUUGAGUUUGUAUUCCCGAAGUUCAAGAUAAGGAAAGGUGGGAAGGCCACUGCAGAUGGAUCAGAACAUCUGGAGGGUGUUAUCACUAGUACUAAGAAGAAGAGGAAGAUCAGAUUUCCAAAGAUGAAGGCCAUGGAUGCUGCUGUUGGUGAAGGGAAGUUUAAUGUAGAUGUUUCAACACAUGAGGGAGAGGCCUCUGGAUCCAAGCUGAAGGCCAAGACGAAAGGUCCAAAAUUUGGAAUGAAUUUCCCAAAAAUUAAAAAGUCAAAGUUAGAUGUACAAUCUUCAAAUGACGGCUUUGAGGUGAAAGAACUAGAAGGCAAAUUUAAGCCUCCAUCAGUAGAGUGUGAUUUCAACAUCCCUCAGAGCAAGGCUGAAACUAAUGUUUCUAAUUUCGAGGUUAGUGUUAAAGGAAAAGGAGAGGGUCCUGAGAUAAAAAUGCCAAAUAUAAAUCUGGAUGUCUCAGAUACAAAGGUGACAGUCCCAAAGUUCAAACUGCCAAAGGUAAGACUUUCUUCUCAUUCAGAUGAAAUUGAUGGAGAGGCAAGUAAAGAAACCGAUACAUUUGAAAAUAAACUGAAAAUGCCCAAGAUUGACAUUAAAGCACCAAAUGUGGAUUUGGACUUGCAUCUCUCAAAGACUAAGGGCAAGGCUGAAUUCAAAGAUGUUGAAGUUCCCGAUUGCAUUGUAAGAGGAACAAAAAUCAACACCACCAAGCCUGACACAUCAUUACCAGUGCUAAACCUUGAUGUAAAACAAAAAUUUGGAGAUGACAUUGAUGGAUCCAUGGACAAAGUGCAUAAGAUUUCCCUCCCCAAAUUUGACAUUGCAGGGCCCAAGAUAGAGACGUCAGAUGUGGACAUUGGUCUUCCUACAUUAGAUAUGUCAUUACCAAAGAUGGCUACAAAAAACAUUGAUACUGAGGGACAUGCGAGUACUGGGGUAAAAUUUGAAAUGACAAAAUUAGACAUCUCUCUUCCAAAAAUAACAUCCCCUGAGGGUGACAUCAUAGUUGAAGAACCUGGAGGAAAAGGUGGAACAAUUCACAAGCCAAACAUCAGUAUUCCAUUACCAAAAGGUAAAGGUGAAGCAAAGGUGGAUGGUCAUUCUGAGAAAGGGCCAAGUGUGAAAAUGCCACAAAUAGACAUUUCCCUCCCCAAAAUGAAAUUACCACAAGGUAAAAUUGAUAUUGAAGGGCCUGAGGUUGACAUUUCUUUGCCGAAAGAAAGGCUAGAGGGGGAUGCAAAUAUUGAGGGCCACUUUGGAAAAGGGGGAAAGAUUAAAAUGCCUAGAGUAGAUGUCACCCUACCUAAUGUGAAAUCAUCUGAGCAUGCCAUUGCUGAAGGGCAUGAUAUAAAAGCAGGAAAAUUGAGUAUGCCAUCAAUUGAAAUUUUACUUCCUACAGGCGAAACUGAGGUUGGAGCUGAUAUUUCAUUACCAAAAGGAAAAACAAAUGAACAGAUAAAUCUUGAGGUUGAGAAGGGAGAUAUGUUUCAGAUUCCUAAAUCUGAUAUAAAUCUACCUAAACUCAAAUUAGGAGAAGUUGAUUUUGAUGUUAAAAGAACCGAUGGGAAGUUUCACAUGCCAGCAAUUGAUAUUUCUUUGCCACAUAGAAAAGAUCAAAAAGAUAUUCAUGUGGAACCCUCUGGUAAAGGUGGAAAGGUUGAAAUGCCAAAGGUUGAUAUCUCUCUGCCUGCAGUGAAAGCUUCUGGUGUUGAGAUUUCCUUGCCAAAAUUGAAGUCGCCACAAGGUGACAUCAGUAUUGAAGGGCCUGACUGCAAAAGAUUGAACAUGCCAUCUGUUGAUAUAUCAUUUCCAAAAGUAACAGACACAGGUAAUGUUGAUCUCAAGAGACAUUCAGGAAAAAUAGGGAAGUUUGAUAUUCCAAAACUGGAUAUUUCCUUACCAAAAUUUGAAUCAACCAAAGGGGAACUCAGCGUGGAAGGACCUGAAUUCAAAGGUGGCAAAUUAAAUAUACCGUCUUUUAAUAUCUCCUCAGCAGAGGUUAAAACAGAGGGUGAUGUUUGUCUGGAGGGAGAAACCAAAAAGGGCACAAAAUUUCAAAUGCCAAAAUUGGAUAUUAAUUUACCACAAAUAAAAUCAGUAGGGACUGAAACAAAUAUUGAAGGACCUGAAGUGAAAGGUGGAAAGAUAGAUAUGCCAGAUGUUGACAUUUCUCUUCCACAAGGAAAGGUAAAGGGAGAUGGCAAAGUUAAUGUCAGUAAGCGGGGCAAGUUUCAUUUCCCUCAAGUUGAUUUGUCACUUCCAAAGUUUAAAACAAGAUCUGUGGAAGUCAAUAUUGAAGGACUUGAGGUAAAAAGAAGCAAAGUUCACACACCUUCCCUUGACAUUUCUUUGCCUAAAGAUAAAACAGAGACAAACAUUGAUAUAGAAGGCCAUUCUGGAACAGGUAUAAAGUAUGAAAUGCCAAAAAUUGAUGUUUCACUGCCAAAAGUAAAAGCUCCAGAAGGAGAUGUGGCUGUCGAAGGACAUGAAGGAAAGGGAAGAAAAUGUGAAAUGCCUAAAUUUGAUGUUUCCUUGCCUAAAUUAAAACCAUCAGCAGGAGAAAUCAGUGUUGAAGGCCCCGAUAUCAAGGGUGGAAAGUUUCACAUGCCAUCUAUAGAUAUCUCUCUGCCAGGAGGAGGAGCAGGAGGAGAUGUAGAUGUUGAAGGACAUGCAGGAAAAGGAAGAAAAUUUGAAAUGCCUAAAUUUGAUGUUUCCUUGCCUAAAUUAAAACCAUUAGCAGGAGAAAUCAAUGUUGAAGACCCCAAUAUCAAGGGUGGAAAGUUUCACAUGCCCUCUAUAGAUAUCUCUCUGCCAGGAGGAGGAGCAGGAGGAGAUGUAGAUGUUGAAGGACCUGCAGGAAAAGGAAGAAAAUUUGAAAUGCCUAAAUUUGAUGUUUCCUUGCCUAAAUUAAAACCAUCAGCAGGAGAAAUCAAUGUUGAAGACCCCAAUAUCAAGGGUGGAAAGUUUCACAUGCCCUCUAUAGAUAUCGCUCUGCCUGGAGGAGGAGCAGGAGGAGAUGUAGAUGUUGAAGGACAUGCAGGAAAAGGAAGAAAAUUUGAAAUGCCUAAAUUUGAUGUUUCCUUGCCUAAAUUAAAACCAUCAGGAGGUGAAAUGGACAUUGAAGGUCCCGAUAUCGAGGGUGGAAAGUUUCACAUGCCCUCUAUUGAUAUCUCUCUAUCUGGAGGAGGAGGAGGAGCAGGAGGAGAUGUAGAUGUUGAAGGACCUGCAGGAAAAGGAAGAAAAUUUGAAAUGCCUAAAUUAGAUGUUUCCUUGCCAAAAUUAAAACCAUCCGGCGGUGAAGUUGACGUUCAAGGUCCUGAUAUCAAGGGUGGAAUGUUUCACAUGACCUCUAUAGAUAUCUCUCUGCCUGGAGGAGGAGCAGGAGGAGAUUUAGAUGUUGAAGGACAUGGUGGAAAAGGAAGAAAAUUUGAAAUGCCUAAAUUUGAUGUUUCCUUGCCUAAAUUAAAACCAUCAGCAGGAGAAAUCAAUGUUGAAGGUCCCGAUAUCAAGGGUGAAAAGAUUCAAAUGCCCUCUAUAGAUAUCUCUCUGCCUGCAGGAGGAGCAGGAGGAGAUGUAGAUGUUGAAGGACCUGCAGGAAAAGGAAGAAAAUUUGAAAUGCCAAAAUUAGAUGUUUCUUUGCCAAAAUUAAAACCAUCAGCAGGAGAAAUCAAUGUUAAAGGUCCUGAUAUCAAGGGAGGAGCAGGAGGAGAUUUAGAUGUUGAAGGACAUGCAGGAAAAGGAAGAAAAUUUGAAAUGCCUAAAUUUGAUGUUUCCUUGCCUAAAUUAAAACCAUCAGCAGGAGAAAUCAAUGUUGAAGGCCCCGAUAUCAAGGGUGGAAAGAUUCAAAUGCCCUCUAUAGAUAUCUCUGCCUGCAGGAGGAGCAGGGGAGAUGUAGAUGUUGAAGGACCUGCAGGAAAAGGAAGAAAAUUUGAAAUGCCUAAAUUUGAUGUUUCCUUGCCUAAAUUAAAACCAUCAGCAGGAGAAAUCAAUGUUAAAGGUCCCGAUACCAAGGGUGGAAAAUUUCACAUGCCCUCAAUAGAUAUAUCUCUGCCUGCAGGAGGAGCAGGGGGAGAUGUAGAUGUUGAAGGACCUGCAGGAAAAGGAAGAAAAUUUGAAAUGCCUAAAUUUGAUGUUUCCUUGCCUAAAUUAAAACCAUCAGUAGGAGAAAUCAAUGUUGAAGGCCCCGAUAUCAAGGGUGGAAAGAUUCAAAUGCCCUCUAUAGCUAUCUCUCUGCCUGCAGGAGGAGCGGGGGGAGAUGUAGAUGUUGAAGGACCUGCAGGAAAAGGAAGAAAAUUUGAAAUGCCUAAAUUUGAUGUUUCCUUGCCUAAAUUAAAACCAUCAGCAGGAGAAAUCAAUGUUAAAGGUACCGAUAUCAAGGGUGGAAAAUUUCACAUGCCCUCUAUAGAUAUCUCUCUGCCAGGAGGAGGAGCAGGAGGAGAUGUAGCUGUUGAAGGUCAUGCAGGAAAAGGAAGAAAAUUUGAAAUGCCUAAAUUUGAUGUUUCUUGAAGAAAAUUUGAAAUGCCUAAAUUUGAUGUUUCCUUGCCUAAAUUAAAACCAUCAGUAGGAGAAAUCAAUGUUGACGGCCCCGAUAUCAAGGGUGGAAAGAUUCAAAUGCCCUCUAUAGAUAUCUCUCUGCCUGCAGGAGGAGCGGGGGGAGAUGUAGAUGUUGAAGGACCUGCAGGAAAAGGAAGAAAAUUUGAAAUGCCUAAAUUUGAUGUUUCCUUGCCUAAAUUAAAACCAUCAGCAGGAGAAAUCAAUGUUGACGGCCCCGAUAUCAAGGGUGGAAAGAUUCAAAUGCCCUCUAUAGAUAUCUCUCUGCCAGGAGGAGCAGGAGAUGUAGAUGUUGAAGGUCAUGCAGGAAAAGGAAGAAAAUUUGAAAUGCCAAAAUUAGAUGUUUCUUUGCCAAAAUUAAAACCAUCAGUAGGAGAAAUCAAUGUUGACGGCCCCGAUAUCAAGGGUGGAAAGAUUCAAAUGCCCUCUAUAGAUAUCUCUCUGCCUGCAGGAGGAGCAGGAGGAGAUGUAGCUGUUGAAGGACAUGCUGGAAAAGAAAGAAAAUUUGAAAUGCCUAAAUUUGAUGUUUCCUUGCCUAAAUUAAAACCAUCAGCAGGAGAAAUCAAUGUUGAAGGUCCCGAUAUCAAGGGUGGAAAAUUUCACAUGCCCUCUAUAGAUAUCUCUCUGCCAGGAGGAGGAGCAGGAGGAGAUGUAAAUGUUGAAGGACAUGCAGGAAAAGGAAGAAAAUUUGAAAUGCCUAAAUUUGAUGUUUCCUUGCCUAAAUUAAAACCAUCACCAGGAGAAAUCAAUGUUCAAGGUCCUGAUAUCAAGGGUGGAAUGUUUCACAUGCCCUCUAUAGAUAUCUCUCUGCCUGCAGGAGGAGCAGGGGGAGAUGUAGAUGUUGAAGGACCUGCAGGAAAAGGAAGAAAAUUUGAAAUGCCUAAAUUUGAUGUUUCCUUGCCUAAAUUAAAACCAUCAGAAAAAAUUGAAAUGCCUAAAUUUGAUGUUUCCUUGCCUAAAUUAAAACCAUCAGCAGGAGAAAUCAAUGUUAAAGGUACCGAUAUCAAGGGUGGAAAAUUUCACAUGCCCUCUAUAGAUAUCUCUCUGCCAGGAGGAGGAGCAGGAGGAGAUGUAGCUGUUGAAGAUAUCUCUCUGCCUGCAGGAGGAGAUGUAGAUGUUGAAGGACCUGCAGGAAAAGGAAGAAAAUUUGAAAUGCCUAAAUUAGAUAUUUCCUUGCCUAAAUUAAAACCAUCAGGAGGUGAAAUCAAUGUUGAAGGCCCCGAUAUCAAGGGUGGAAAGAUUCACAUGCCCUCUAUAGAUAUCUCUCUGCCUGGAGGAGGAGCAGGAGGAGAUGUAGAUGUUGAAGGACCUGCAGGAAAAGGGGAAAAAAUUGAAAUGCCUAAAUUUGAUGUUUCCUUGCCUAAAUUAAAACCAUCAGGAGGUGAAAUCAACAUUGAAGGCCCCGAUAUCAAGGGUGGAAAGUUUCACAUGCCCUCUAUAGAUAUAUCUCUGCCUGGAGGAGGAGCAGGAGGAGAUGUAGAUGUUGAAGGACAUGCAGGAAAAGGAAGAAAAUUUGAAAUGCCUAAAUUAGAUGUUUCCUUGCCUAAAUUAAAAAUGCCUAAAUUAGAUGUUUCCUUGCCUAAAUUAAAACCAUCAGCAGGAGAAAUCAAUGUUAAAGGCCCCGAUAUCAAGGGUGGAAAGAUUCACAUGCCCUCUAUAGAUAUCUCUCUGCCUGGAGGAGGAGCAGGAGGAGAUGUAGAUGGUGGAAAAUUUCACAUGCCCUCUAUAGAUAUCUCUCUGCCAGGAGGAGGAGCAGGAGGAGAUGUAGAUGUUGAAGGACAUGGUGGAAAGGGAAGAAAAUUUGAAAUGCCUAAAUUAGAUAUUUCCUUGCCUAAAUUAAAACCAUCAGCAGGAGAAAUCAAUGUUGAAGGUCCCGAUAUCAAGGGUGGAAAGAUUCACAUGCCCUCUAUAGAUAUCUCUCUGCCUGCAGGAGGAGAUGUAGAUGUUGAAGGACCUGCAGGAAAAGGAGGAAAAUUUGAAAUACCAAAAUUAGAUGUUUCUUUGCCUAAAUUAAAACCAUCAGGAGGUGAAAUCAAUGUUGAAGACCCCAAUAUCAUGGGUGGAAAGUUUCACAUGCCCUCUAUUGAUAUAUCUCUGCCAGGAGGAGGAGCAGGAGGAGAUGUAGAUGUUGAAGGACAUGGUGGAAAGGGAAGAAAAUUUGAAAUGCCUAAAUUAGAUAUUUCCUUGCCUAAAUUAAAACCAUCAGCAGGAGAAAUCAAUGUUGAAGGCCCCGAUAUCAAGGGUGGAAAGAUUCACAUGCCCUCUAUAGAUAUCUCUCUGCCUGGAGGAGGAGCAGGAGGAGAUGUAGAUGUUGAAGGACAUGCAGGAAAAGGAAGAAAAUUUGAAAUGCCUAAAUUUGAUGUUUCCUUGCCUAAAUUAAAACCAUCACCAGGAGAAAUCAAUGUUGAAGGCCCCGAUAUCAAGGGUGGGAAGAUUCACAUGCCCUCUAUAGAUAUCUCUCUGCCUGGAGGAGGAGCAGGAGGAGAUGUAGAUGUUGAAGGACCUGCAGGAAAAGGAAGAAAAUUCAAAAUGCCAAAAUUAAAACCAAUAGGAGGUGAAGUUGACGUUCAAGGUCCCGAUAUGAAGGGUGGAAAGUUUCACAUGCCCUCUAUAGAUAUCUCUCUGCCUGGGGGAGGAGCAGGAGGAGAAGUAUAUGUUGAAGGCCAUGCAAAAAAAGGAAAAAAAAUUGAAAUGCCUAAAUUUGAUGUUUCCUUGCCUAAAUUAAAACCAUCAGGAGGUGAAAUCAACAUUGAAGGCCCCGAUAUCAAGGGUGGAAAAUUUCACAUGCCGUCUAUUGAUAUCUCUCUGCCAGGAGGAGGAGCAGGAGGAGAUGUAGAUGUUGAAGGACAUGGUGGAAAGGGAAGAAAAUUUGAAAUGCCUAAAUUUGAUAUUUCCUUGCCUAAAUUAAAACCAUCAGCAGGAGAAAUCAAUGUUGAAGGCCCCGAUAUCAAGGGUGGAAAGAUUCCCAUGCCCUCUAUAGAUAUCUCUCUGCCUGGGGGAGGAGCAGGAGGAGAAGUAUAUGUUGAAGGCCAUGCAAAAAAAGGGAAAAAAAUUGAAAUGCCUAAAUUUGAUGUUUCCUUGCCUAAAUUUAAACCAUCAGGAGGUGAAAUCAACAUUGAAGGUCCCGAUAUGAAGGGUGGAAAGUUUCACAUGCCCUCUAUUGAUAUCUCUCUGCCAGGAGGAGGAGCAGGAGGAGAUGUAGAUGUUGAAGGACAUGCAGGAAAAGGAAAAAAAUUCAAAAUGCCAAAAUUAAAACCAAUAGGAGGUGAAGUUGACGUUCAAGGUCCCGAUAUGAAGGGUGGAAAGUUUCACAUGCCCUCUAUAGAUAUAUCGCUGCCUGGAGGAGGAGCAGGAGGAGAUGUAGAUGUUGAAGGACAUGCAGGAAAAGGAAGACAAUUUGAAAUGCCUAAAUUAGAUGUUUCCUUGCCUAAAUUAAAACCAUCAGCAGGAGAAAUCAAUGUUGAAGGCCCCGAUAUCAAGGGUGGAAAAUUUCACAUGCCUCUAUUGAUAUCUCUGCCUGGAGGAGGAGCAGGAGGAGAUGUAGAUGUUGAAGGACAUGGUGGAAAGGGAAGAAAAUUUGAAAUGCCUAAAUUAGAUGUUUCCUUGCCUAAAUUAAAACCAUCAGCAGGAGAAAUCAAUGUUAAAGGCCCCGAUAUCAAGGGUGGAAAGAUUCACAUGCCCUCUAUAGAUAUCUCUCUGCCUGGAGGAGGAGCAGGAGGAGAUGUAGUUGUUGAAGGACAUGCAGGAAAAGGAAAAAAAAUUGAAAUGCCUAAAUUAGAUAUUUCCUUGCCUAAAUUAAAACCAUCAGCAGGAGAAAUCAAUGUUGAAGGCCCCGAUAUCAAGGGUGGAAAGAUUCACAUGCCCUCUAUAGAUAUCUCUCUGCCUGGAGGAGGAGCAGGGGGAGAUGUAGAUGUUGAAGGACCUGCAGGAAAAGGAGGAAAAUUCAAAAUGCCAAAAUUAAAACCAAUAGGAGGUGAAGUUGACGUUCAAGGUCCCGAUAUGAAGGGUGGAAAGUUUCACAUGCCCUCUGUUGAUAUCUCUCUACCUGGAGGAGGAGCAAGGGGAGAUGUAGAUGCUGAAGGACCUGCAGGAAAAGGAAGAAAAUUAAAAAUGCCAAAAUUAAAACCAUCAGGAGGUGAAGUUGAUGUUCAAGGUCCCGAUAUGAAGGGUGGAAAGUUUCACAUGCCCUCUAUAGAUAUAUCUCUGCCUGGAGGAGGAGCAGGAGGAGAUGCAGAUGUUGAAGGACAUGCAGGAAAAGGAAGAAAAUUUGAAAUGCCUAAAUUAGAUGUUUCCUUGCCUAAAUUAAAACCAUCAGCAGGAGAAAUCAAUGUUGAAGGCCCCGAUAUCAAGGGUGGAAAGAUUCACAUGCCCUCUAUAGAUAUAUCUCUGCCUGGAGGAGGAGCAGGGGGAGAUGUAGAUGUUGAAGGACCUGCAGGCAAAGGAAUAAAAUUCAAAAUGCCAAAAUUAAAUCCAUCAGGAGGUGAAGUUGACGUUCAAGGUCCUGAUAUCAAGGGUGGAAAGUUUCACAUGCCCUCUAUAGAUAUUUCCUUGCCUAAAUUAAAACCAUCAGGAGGUGAAGUUGACGUUCAAGGUCCCGAUAUGAAGGGUGGAAAGUUUCACAUGCCCUCUAUAGAUAUCUCUCUGCCUGGAGGAGGAGCAGGAGGAGAUGUAGAUGUUGAAGGACAUGCAGGAAAAGGAAGACAAUUUGAAAUGCCUAAAUUAGAUGUUUCCUUGCCUAAAUUAAAACCAUCAGCAGGAGAAAUCAAUGUUGAAGGCCCCGAUAUCAAGGGUGGAAAAUUUCACAUGCCGUCUAUUGAUAUCUCUCUGCCAGGAGGAGGAGCAGGAGGAGAUGUAGAUGUUGAAGGACAUGGUGGAAAGGGAAGAAAAUUUGAAAUGCCUAAAUUAGAUGUUUCCUUGCCUAAAUUAAAACCAUCAGCAGGAGAAAUCAAUGAAAAAAUUGAAAUGCCUAAAUUAGAUAUUUCCUUGCCUAAAUUAAAACCAUCAGCAGGAGAAAUCAAUGUUGAAGGCCCCGAUAUCAAGGGUGGAAAGAUUCACAUGCCCUCUAUAGAUAUCUCUCUGCCUGGAGGAGGAGCAGGGGAGAUGAGGAGCAGGGGAGAUGUAGAUGUUGAAGGACCUGCAGGAAAAGGAAGAAAAUUCAAAAUGCCAAAAUUAAAACCAUCAGGAGGUGAAGUUGAUGUUCAAGGUCCCGAUAUGAAGGGUGGAAAGUUUCACAUGCCCUCUAUAGAUAUAUCUCUGCCUGGAGGAGGAGCAGGAGGAGAUGCAGAUGUUGAAGGACAUGCAGGAAAAGGAAGAAAAUUUGAAAUGCCUAAAUUAGAUGUUUCCUUGCCUAAAUUAAAACCAUCAGCAGGAGAAAUCAAUGUUGAAGGCCCCGAUAUCAAGGGUGGAAAGAUUCACAUGCCCUCUAUAGAUAUAUCUCUGCCUGGAGGAGGAGCAGGGGGAGAUGUAGAUGUUGAAGGACCUGCAGGCAAAGGAAUAAAAUUCAAAAUGCCAAAAUUAAAUCCAUCAGGAGGUGAAGUUGACGUUCAAGGUCCCGAUAUGAAGGGUGGAAAGAAAAGGAAGAAAAUUAAAAUGCCAAAAUUAAAACCAUCAGGAGGUGAAGUUGAUGUUCAAGGUCCCGAUAUGAAGGGUGGAAAGUUUCACAUGCCCUCUAUAGAUAUAUCUCUGCCUGGAGGAGGAGCAGGAGGAGAUGCAGAUGUUGAAGGACAUGCAGGAAAAGGAAAAAUUGAAAUGCCUAAAUUAGAUGUUUCCUUGCCUAAAUUAAAACCAUCAGCAGGAGAAAUCAAUGUUGAAGGCCCCGAUAUCAAGGGUGGAAAGAUUCACAUGCCCUCUAUAGAUAUAUCUCUGCCUGGAGGAGGAGCAGGGGGAGAUGUAGAUGUUGAAGGACCUGCAGGCAAAGGAAUAAAAUUCAAAAUGCCAAAAUUAAAUCCAUCAGGAGGUGAAGUUGACGUUCAAGUAUCUCUGCCUGGAGGAGGAGCAGGAGGAGAUGUAGAUGUUGAAGGACCUGCAGGAAAAGGAAGAAAAUUUGAAAUGCCUAAAUUAGAUGUUUCCUUGCCUAAAUUAAAACCAUCAGCAGGAGAAAUCAAUGUUGAAGGCCCCGAUAUCAAGGGUGGAAAGAUUCACAUGCCCUCUAUAGAUAUAUCUCUGCCUGGAGGAGGAGCAGGGGGAGAUGUAGAUGUUGAAGGACCUGCAGGCAAAGGAAUAAAAUUCAAAAUGCCAAAAUUAAAACCAUCAGGAGGUGAAAUCAAUGUUGAAGGUCCCGAUAUCAAGGGUGGAAAGUUUCACAUGCCCUCUAUUGAUAUCUCUCUACCUGGAGGAGGAGCAGGGGGAGAUGUAGAUGUUGAAGGACCUGCAGGAAAAGGAAGAAAAUUUAAAAUGCCAAAAUUAAAACCAUCAGGAGGUGAAGUUGACGUUCAAGGUCCUGAUAUCAAGGGUGGAAAGUUUCACAUGCCCUCUAUAGAUAUCUCUCUUCCUGGAGGAGGAGCAGGAGGAGAUGUAGAUGUUGAAGGACCUGCAGGAAGAAAAUAUGAAAUGCCUAAAUUUGAUGUUUCCUUGCCUAAAUUAAAACCAUCAGCAGGAGAAAUCAAUGUUGAAGGCCCCGAUAUCAAGGGUGGAAAGAUUCACAUGCCCUCUAUAGAUAUCUGUCUGCCUGGAGGAAGAGCAGGAGGAGAUGUAGAUGUUAAAGGGCAUACAGGAAAAGGAAGAAAAUUUGAAAUGCCUAAAUUAGAUGUUUCCUUGCCUAAAUUAAAACCAUCAGAAGGUGAAAUCAACGUUGAAGUUCCCGAUAUCAAGGGUGGAAAGAUUCACAUGCCAAAAUUUGAAAUGCCUAAAUUAGAUGUUUCCUUGCCUAAAUUCAAACCAUCAGGAGGUGAAAUCAAUGUUGAAGGUCCCGAUAUCAAGGGUGGAAAGUUUCACAUUCCCUCUGUAGAUAUCGCAGAGGGAGGGCUUGAACUGGGAGAUGAUACUAAAAAAGGUUUAAGAUUUCACAUGCCCACUGUUGAUAUCUCUGUCCCUAAAAUGAAACAAACCGAUCGUGAACUAAAAGUUGGGUCAGAGAAGAAAGACAUAGACUUGAACUUGACUCAUGAUUCUGAUAUACAGACCAAAGCCUCUGUUGCCAAAAUUAGUGAUUUAAAUGUCCCUGAAGUAACUUUAGGUGGGAACAUCAAGCUGCCAAGUGUGAAAAUACCAACUGUUGACAUAUCUGCUCCUAAAGUUGGCCUGGACUUUACUCUUCCCAAGGGAAAGGGCAGUGAUAGAGAAAGCAUCGAACUUCUUAAGGCGGAGGGUGGAAGGCCGUCAUCUGGGGCAAGUUUUGAUGUUCCAGAAGUCUCUGUAAAAAUGCCCAAAAUUUCACUUCCUAAAUUUGGCAGAAAAUUGAAAAGUGGAGACAAACUAGAACUAGAGAGUCCUGACUUAUCUAUAGAUUUGGAAAUGGAAGAAACAUCACCUUCUAAAAAGGAUACUGAAAUAAUUGGUCCUGACACUGAAAUGAAGAUAAAAGCAGGUGCUGGAAAAACUACAAAACCAGAAUUCAGAGUAGAGGGUUCUGAAGAUAAGAUCAAACCCAAGCUCAAAUUCCCCAAAUUCAAGACACCUACUCCUAAAGCAAAGGUCAAAGAUGUAGAAAUAGGUAUGCCUGGAUAUGUGGAUAACAAAGGAAAGGUCAGAAUGCCAGCAGUUGAGAUAUCAUUGCCAACAGCAAAUAUUCCAGAAUGUGAGGUAUUGCUUCCUAAAACUGAGGUUGAUGUAUCUGAGGCAGAUAUCAGAGGUUAUGAGGGCAGUUUAAAAAUUCCUAAGAUGCCAACAAUUGACAUAUCAGUUCCAAAAGUUGAUUUGGAUGUUUCCUUGCGUAGGGUGAAACUUCAUGAACCAGUGGACUCUUCGGUCUUUAACAUUGAUGGUAGUAGGGGUACAGUAAAUUUUCCCCAUGUCAAGAUCCCUAAAGUAGACAUUUCACUUCCUCAUGCAAAAAUGGGUGAUACAGAUAACCAUGAGGUGGAGGUUGGAAGGAAGGGUAAAUUAAGAAUGCCAGAAGUGGAAAUAUCAUUACCACAUGCAAAACAUUACACAACUUACACUGACACUGAAAUUAAAGGUGAAAAGCUAAAAAUACCAAAAAUAUCAUUGCCUCAUGGAAAGGAAAAUGAUGAUCCUGAUAUAGAAUUUGGAGUGAAAGGGAGUAAAUUAAAAAUGCCAGACAUUAUAGUGCCUAAAAUAGAUUUAUCACUACCUCAUGGAAGGAAAGAAGAAAGUCACACACUUGAUUCAGAACUAGAAGGUGGACAAUUAAAGACGCCAAAAAUUGAUAUACCCCUUCCUAAAAUAAAAUCUAAAGAUGUUGUAAAAUCUAAAGAACUUCAACCUGAUGUAGGAAAAGGUAAAGUCAUGAUCCCUGGGAUUAGGGGAUCUGUGGAAGUAAAAGGUGGACAGUGUAAAAUACCUGAUAUUAAGAUACCACAGGUAGACAUAUCAUUACCAGAAAGUAGAACUGGAGAGUUUGAUACCAAAGAGGGAGAAUCUAGAGGAGGGGGUGGAAAAUUGACAAUGCCAAAUGUUAAAAUCCCAAAACUAGAUAUAGGAAUGUCUAGAGAUGCAGACAUGUCAGAUCCUUCUACUGAUGCAAGCCUUAAGGAUUCACAUAAAGAGGGUAAAAAGACGAGGAUGUCUAAUGUGGAUAUAGAGCUGGAUCUUGGCUUAUCAAGAGACGGAAAAAAGAAUAAAAAGAAAUCUGAACUUCAAGACACUGAUCUGGAACCCGCACCGAAAGAAAAAAUAAAAGGGCCAAAAGUUAAAGGUACAAAAUUUAAUAUUGGAAUGCCAAAAGUAAUAAUUUCUGGAUUAGAAACCGACAUAAAGAAGUCUGGAAAAAUGGAUGCUAAAUUUCUAAAAGGAGGAAUUGAUGCAAACUUGAAAGCUGAUUUACAAGCACCAAAGAUUCCCGAACUUGACUUUGACAUUGAGACUGCCCAAGCUGACACUAAUAAUUCCAAUGAAGAUAAAAAGCAGACUGGUAAAGUUAAAAUUCCAAAGUUUGGGAUUCCUCUGCCUUCUUUAAGUUCACCUGAAGCCCACAUCAAAUCAUCUCAGGGAAAAGGUCACUCUAUAAACAUAGACUCCGAGGUAGAGUAUGAAAGCCCACAUUUGCCAAAAGUAACAAAAGCUGUAUUUGUUAUGGUGAAUCCAGAAACGGAGAGCUCUGCUAGUGUAGGUGGUGAAGCAAGUGCAGAAAUUGGAGAUGUGAAGCUCAAACAGCCAAAGAUCAAAAUGAAGCCAAGUUUUGGCAAGUCAAAAAGUCGAUCAAAUGAAAAGGGGAAAGCAAUAUAUUGCGAAGAUGAGGUGGAAACUGAGGGAAAGUCAAAAACUGGUAAGCUUAAAUUGCCCAAAGUCACAUUUUCUUCUGGGCAGAGAGGAUCAUUUGAUGUAACACCGAGUGGGUCUGAUGAUGGAACAAGUCCAAAUCUAAAUGGUGACAAAGAUGACAAAUCAAUGUUUGGAAAGCUUAAAUUGCCUAAAGUGGAGUUUUUCUCACCAUACUCAAAAGAUGCAAGUGAGGAAGAGGAAAUGGAAACAAGCAUGAAACUCAGGAAGGAGACCUCAGCAGAAAGCAAAGAGAGCAAGGAGUCAAAGACAAUAUCAGGCACAAUGUCUUUCCCAGGUCUCAAGAAGAAAACAGAGAAGGAUGAGGAGGUGAGAAAGAUUAGUACUAUAGUAUUCUCAAAAGCAAGGACUGAAAUGUUGGCAGAACGGGAGGGAUCAGAGUCUCCAGUACCCACAGUGUCAUCUGGAUUCGUUUCUGUAAUGAAGUGUGAAGAAAGAGAGGAGAAAACAUGGUUCAAAGUACCCAAGGUCACCCUUAGUCCCCAUUCUACUGGCAUCCUUCAUAUCACACCAGAAAGCUCUCCAAAAGGAAGCAAGUCCUCUCUUCCUUGCUCUAGCGAGGAAGCCUCUGGAGGUUUCUAUGUGAAGAUGCCAAGCGUAGAAUUUUUGACCCAUGAAAUGCCCUCAGAGCAUCUGAUUACUAAAACAGAGGGAACUCUUACUGUAAUGACUAAGACGACAAAGUAUACAGAAACAAAAUGUACCAGUUCGAAACAGUAACAAUCUCAGUUACAAUCGGUAGUGGAAUAAUAAUUAGGCCUACAUAUUUGUAUAUGUGACAAUUGUUUCAGUCUUGCGGGUGUUAUUCUAUUUAAAGUACAGAAAGCAAACAUAUUUUCUCCAGCUUUUGCAAGAAAAACAUAACUUAUACAUAAUGAAAAUGUUGCUACAAAAAGAAAAUUAUUUAUUAUAGACAUUAUUUUCAUGUUUUGUAACUUGCCAAUCUGUAUGACACUUUAAAUUGAUAUCUUUGUAAAGAUCACACACAUUUACACAAAAAUAUUUUAGUUGUAGAUAAAAAAAAAACAACAUAGGCACAAAUCUGUAGAACAUAGACAGAUGUAAAGAUAUUUAAAAGCAUUACAUUUUUACAUUUGCUCAUGCUUUUCUUGUGCAGUCUUGCAUGACAUUUAUGCUGUAGAAUUACAGUAUUUUGGUAAUAUUGGUUUUUCGAUGCCUGGUUUGUCUCUGUAGUUUUUGGUUGUUGUUAUGGAAUUUUGUUUAUUUUAGAUAUUAUUAGAAAUACAUGUACUAUUUUUACAUAUUUAUAUGCAUGAUCUGUACAGAUAAGACACUAAAAAGAAAGCCUGUAAUGUAGAGUAUUUUUGUGAUACAUAUUUUGUGACUUUUAAGAUGAAUUUAAACAAUAUGAAGUUUUUUUCAUUCACAUUUUCUAAGGAUUGUGACAUGCUGUACCAGAAAGCAUUUCUCUGCUCAGGAGAAAGGCUCUGAAUUAUUAUGAAUUGAAAACACUGAGUGUGACAUUAUUUUCUUUUUAAAAUUAACUCUUGUGUUGGUGAUGGAAUUGACCUACAUGCAAGCAAUAUCAUUGUAUAUAUAUAUAUAUAUAUAUAUAUAUAUAUUACAUUUAAGGCAGGUUUCAUUCUGAACUGCAUGCUUGUAAUGUGUUGCUUUUUUUGAAACAAUCAUUUAGAUGAUGCUUAUCUCCAUCUAAUGCAAAAAUAGAACAGUCAAAUAAAAUAUUAACAUUCUAA
Onychostoma macrolepis is the source of this 17254-nucleotide messenger RNA. RefSeq names its product periaxin (gene prx). Lineage: Eukaryota; Metazoa; Chordata; Actinopteri; Cypriniformes; Cyprinidae. Gene Ontology annotation, cellular component: cytoplasm; nucleus. Gene Ontology annotation, biological process: regulation of RNA splicing; peripheral nervous system myelin maintenance. Gene Ontology annotation, molecular function: protein binding. The record is from RefSeq and is a predicted model, not a curated record.